Anthostomella pinea is the source of this 621-nucleotide messenger RNA. NCBI's taxonomy places the organism in Eukaryota, Fungi, Ascomycota, Sordariomycetes, Xylariales, Xylariaceae. The record is from the annotation of a GenBank genome assembly.
AUGGGAGCUAAAAAGGGAGCCAAGGGAGCCGUCGUCCGACCAAGCCCCAAGGACCCAGACGAUGUCGUCGGCGUGAACGGCAGCGCCUCGGUUCGGGCAAUGAUCGAAGAGAUGGACUGCAUCCAAUGCGGCGGCUUCAUGGGCGAUGACAACUGCGCUGGUGAGCCCUGUCGCCUGGCCUUCCGCCGCAUGGUGGCGCGCGAAGUGACCAGUCGCGUCGAGAUCCGUCGCGACCCUGCCUUCGGCUACGGAAUAUUCACCCAGCCUCGGAAGCCACCAAAAAAGGAUGACAUGUUAAAGGUAUACAUGGGCGAGUUAAUGCCACCAUACAUGCCCACGGAGAGCCGCUACAAUUACAGCCUGGCGUCUGGGGACCUCGCCGAUGUCGACGCAGAGAAGACUGGCAACUGGACAAGAUUUGUCAAUAGCCAUUGUCGCGCUAACGUCGACGCGACGACUCAGGUACUCGGUGGUCAGGUCGUCAUCCUCUUCAAUGCUAAGAAGCGGAUCGCCGGCAACAAGCAAGUGUUUGUGAACUACGGCCGACAGUACUUCCUGGGGCUCGGAAUGCAAUGUAGAUGUUCGACUCUAGGCGGGACGCCGCAUCACCCACGAAAGUAA